Messenger RNA from Apis mellifera (honey bee), 1476 nucleotides. RefSeq lists its product as uncharacterized. The record is from RefSeq and is a predicted model, not a curated record. The coding region runs from base 637 to 1422 and encodes 261 amino acids. NCBI's taxonomy places the organism in Eukaryota, Metazoa, Arthropoda, Insecta, Hymenoptera, Apidae. The transcript has 3 exons. Gene Ontology annotation, molecular function: N-acetyltransferase activity.
UAAAUUUAUAGAUAUUCUAAAGAUAUCUAAAAAAUAUCUAAAUCAUCAUUUAAAACUGUAAUAAAACUGUAUUUCGGUCAGCGAUGUACUAGUACAAAAUGCAACGCCUGCAUAAAUUUGUUUAACUGAAGAUCAACGAUUCUGUAACCGUUCGACAUUCUUUCCCACACUAUAGGUGAAUCUCCAUUGAUAAAAUCAUCCGGUGGUCGUGUCUUCUUGAUCGCUGCAAUACGAAGGCUUAAAGCAAAAAAAUCGCUAUCCUUAAUAGAACUCUUUCUGCGGACCCAUUUGCCUUUGAACAUGUUUCGUGUGGAAAAUCGUGUCAACUUUUCGCUUGAUAUUCUGCAAUUUUCAAUAAUGCCCCCAAAAAUGAUCCAAUUUCAAUGAAUAAUUUACGCGUAAUUUUUAAUACAGCACACUUUUAAAAUUUCGACUCGGAUCUUAACUUUGAAGUUGUUUUCCGUUCAAAAAUCGAUUAAGCUCGAUUAAGAAAUUUUCUGUACAGACACAUUCAGAAUUUAUACGUGGGAUGUUAUAAAAUUUUUCCGUUAUUACAAAAAAUAUCAUGUUUUUAGCAUUUUUUAACCCGUAACUCGUAAAUCAUUUUUUAUGCCCAUUCCUUGAAAACGUUCGAGAAUGGAUUUCAUCGACGAGAAAGAUGAAUUAGCGUUAGAGGCGGAGGCACGACUCAAGGCUCCCCUCGAAUGGGAAUCAACGGCCAAAUGCAAAAUAAUAGACCUGAAGGAGUCACAGUACGACGAAGCUUUACGUCUGAUCAAACAUCACUUUUUCCGGGAGGAACCUAUGUGCAAAGCGUCCUCGUUGCUCGAGGAUCCCACUUCCGUGAACGAUUAUCUGGAACUUAUAAGAACUUGGAUGAACGAUACAACGAGCAUAGUCGCUGUUAGUCUUAAAUCUGGCCGCGUCAUCGGAGUUGCUGUGACGAGGGUCAACAGCAGGAUCGAGAAAACGGAUACUUAUCAGCGUGUUCAGGUGUUAAAGGGAGAAACUCUACGCAAGAUCAUGCAUUUGCAAAACACACUUAUGCAGCAAACGAACGCACACGAAAAGUUCAAACAUUCGAAAUAUUUCUGUAUAUACAUUUUAUGCGUGCAUCCAUCUUAUCAAGAGAAAAGUGUCGAGGUAGCGCUUCUGAACGCUUGCGUUCAGGUAGCAUUGAGUUUAAAAAUGCCAGCGAUCGGUGGUAUUUUCACUUGUGGCGUAAGCCAAACAAGGGCAAGAAGCGUGGGUUUCCAACUUCUCUCGGAAAUUCGUUACGGUUUAUGGCUUGUUAACGAGCAAGUUGUAUUCGAUGAUCCAGGAAGAGGAAAUUAUUCGGCUGCUUUGAUGGGCAAGGUGUUAAAAUCGGAAAACAAUCCGAAGCACCACAAAGUACCAUCCGUCGAUACCGAUAAGAAAUAAAAAAAAAAAAAAAAAAUUAUUAAAAAUAGGAUAUUCAUGCGUAAAAUUUUGAAU